CUUCUCCUGGGACUUAUUUUAGAGGUCUGUGACUUCUGGGAUUUUGGAGGUCAGUGACUUCUUCUGGGGCUUUGGAUUCCAUGACACCUCGUGGGAUUUUGGGAGCCUGGGAUUUCCCCUGGGGUUUUUGAAGUGUGGGAUUUUGGAGAUGUGGGAUUUUGGAGUUCUGUAAUUUAUCCUGGGCAAGGGGGGUGGUACCUGCGCGCUAUUCUCAGCGCAGAGGGAGCCCGGGCAGUCCCGCAUCCCUCCCGCCACCGCAUCGCUCCGCACUCUCCCGGUCUCCCAGCGCUGGGGGGGACCCGGGGGAAGCGGAGCAGGGAGAGGCGGGGGCCGGGGCACGGAGCGGUGCCGAGCCGCGCCGCACGGGGAGGCGCCGGCCCGCGGUCCCCGCCCCUCGCCGCCGCCUCCCGCCCGGCGCCGGGAGCGGGCGCGGGGCUCCAAGAUGGCUUUGGCCGGGCUGUGCUCGCUGCUGGCCGGCUGCUGCCUGGCCGCGGGCAGCGGCCCCGCCGAGGCGGCGGCGGAGGCGGCGGCCAAGGAGCUGGAGUGCAAGCUGAAGAGCAUCACGGUGUCGGCGCUGCCCUUCCUGCGGGAGAACGACCUCAGCAUCAUGCACGGCCCCUCGGCCGCCGAGCCCAAGCUGCUCUUCUCGGUCCGCAACGAUUUCCCCGGCGAGAUGGUGGUGGUGGAUGACCUGGAGAACACGGAGCUGCCCUACUUCGUGCUGGAGAUCUCGGGCAACACGGACGACAUCCCGCUGGUGCGCUGGCGGCAGCAGUGGCUGGAGAACGGCACCCUGCUCUUCCACAUCCACCACCAGGACGGGGCCCCCAACCUGCCCGGCUUCGACCCCACGGAGGAGCCCCAGACUGAGUCGGCAGAGGAGGAGCUGAGGAUCCUCCACAUCUCUGUCAUGGGAGGGAUGAUCGCCCUGCUGCUCUCCAUCCUGUGCCUGGUGAUGAUCCUCUACACGCGCCGGCGCUGGUGCAAGCGGCGCCGCGUGCCGCAGCCCCAGAAGAGCGCCAGCGCCGAGGCUGCCAACGAGAUCCACUACAUCCCGUCGGUGCUGAUCGGGGGCCACGGGCGGGAGAGCCUGCGCAACGCCCGCGUGCAGGGCCACAACUCCAGCGGCACGCUCAGCAUCCGCGAGACGCCCAUCCUGGACGGCUACGAGUACGACAUCACCGACCUGCGGCACCACCUGCAGCGCGAGUGCAUGAACGGCGGCGAGGACUUCGCCAGCCAGGUCACCCGCACCCUGGACUCGCUGCAGGGCUGCAACGAGAAGGCCAGCAUGGACCUCACACCAGGGAGCGAUAACGCCAAGCUGUCCCUGAUGAACAAGUACAAGGACAACAUCAUUGCCACCAGCCCCGUGGACUCGAACCACCAGCAGGCCACGCUGCUGUCCCACACCUCCAGCAGCCAGCGCAAGCGCAUCAACAACAAAGCGCGAGCUGGCUCAGCAUUCCUCAACCCCGAGGGGGACUCAGGGACGGAGGCAGACACCGAUCCCCAGCUGACCUUCUACACGGACCCCUCACGGAGCCGGAGGCGCAGCCGAGUGGGGUCUCCCCGCAGCCCUGUGAACAAGACCACGCUGACGCUCAUCAGUGUGACGAGCUGUGUCAUCAGCCUGGUGUGCUCUUCCCACAUGAACUGCCCCCUGGUCGUCAAGAUCACCCUCCACGUCCCUGAGCACCUGAUUGCUGACGGAAGCCGGUUCAUCCUGCUGGAGGGGAGCCAGCUGGAUGCCAGCGACUGGCUGAACCCAGCACAGGUCGUCCUCUUCUCCCAGCAAAACUCCAGUGGGCCCUGGGCCCUGGACCUCUGCGCCCGGCGCCUCCUGGACCCCUGUGAGCACCAGUGUGACCCCGAGACUGGGGAAUGUCUCUGCUAUGAAGGUUACAUGAAGGACCCUGUGCACAAGCACCUCUGCAUCCGCAACGAGUGGGGAACGAACCAGGGGCCUUGGCCAUACACCAUCUUCCAGCGUGGCUUUGACUUGGUGCUGGGCGAGCAGCCCUCUGACAAGAUUUUUCGGUUCACCUACACCUUGGGGGAGGGCAUGUGGCUGCCCCUGAGCAAGAGCUUCGUCAUCCCACCGGCCGAGCUGGCCAUCAACCCCUCAGCCAAGUGCAAGACUGACAUGACGGUGAUGGAGGAUGCAGUGGAGGUCAGGGAAGAGCUGAUGACCUCCUCCUCCUUCGACAGCCUGGAGGUCCUCCUGGACUCCUUCGGCCCCGUUCGUGACUGCUCCCGGGACAACGGGGGCUGCAGCAAGAACUUCCGCUGCAUCUCGGACCGCAAGCUGGACUCCACGGGCUGCGUGUGCCCGGCGGGCCUGAGCCCCAUGAAGGACGGCACGGGCUGCUAUGACCGCCACGUCGGCGUGGACUGCUCCGACGGCUUCAACGGGGGCUGCGAGCAGCUGUGCCUGCAGCAGAUGGUGCCCCUGCCCGAGGACCCCCUGCUCUACAACAUCCUCAUGUUCUGUGGGUGCAUCGAGGACUACAAGCUGGGCGCGGAUGGGCGCUCGUGCCAGCUGAUCUCGGAGUCGUGCCCCGAGGCGGGGGACUGCGGCGAGCCCCGCGAGCUGCCCAUGAACCAGACGCUCUUCGGGGAGAUCUUCUACGGCUACAACAACCACUCCAAGGAGGUGGCACCCGGGCAGGUGCUCAAGGGGACCUUCAGGCAGAACAACUUUGCCCGGGGCCUGGAGCAGCAGCUGCCGGAUGGGCUGGUGGUGGCCACAGUGCCCUUGGAGAACCAGUGCCAAGAGGAGCUCUCUGACCCCACGCCCGACCCUGAGUUCCUCACUGGGAUGGUGAACUUCAGCGAGGUGUCUGGGUACCCCCUCCUGCAGCACUGGAAGGUGCAAUCUGUCAUGUACCAUGUCCGGCUCAACCAGAUGACCAUCUCCCAGUCCUUCAGCAAUGCACUCCACUCUCUGGACGGAGCCACCUCCCGUGGAGAUUUUGUGGCGCUGCUGGACCAGUUUGGCAACCACUACAUCCAAGAGGCAGUGUACGGCUUUGAGGAGUCCUGCUCCAUCUGGUAUCCCAACAGGCAGGUCCAGAGGCAGCUCUGGCUGGAGUAUGAGGACAUCAGCAAAGGCAACUCCCCCUCGGACGAGUCAGAGGAGCGGGAGCGGGACCCGAAGGUGCUGACGUUCCCCGAGUACAUCGCCAGCCUGUCCGAGUCUGGCAGCCGGCGCGUGGCCGCGGGCGUGCGGAUGGAGUGCCAGAGCCGCGGGCGCUGCCCCUCGUCCUGCCCGCUCUGCCACGCCGCCGCCGGCCCCGACCUGCCCGCAGAGCCCGUCCUGCUGGAGGUCACCAAGGCAGCGCCCCUCUACGAGCUGGUCACCAACAACCAGACCCAGCGGCUCCUGCAGGAGGCCACCAUGAGCUUGCUGUGGUGCUCGGGCAGUGGGGAUGUCAUCGAGGACUGGUGCCGCUGUGACUCGAGUGCCUUCGGGGCUGACGGGCUGCCCACCUGUGCGCCUCUCCCACACCCCGUCCUGCGUCUCUCCACUGUCCAUGAGCCCAGCAGCACACUGGUGGUGCUGGAGUGGGACCACUCGGAGCCCCCCAUUGGGGUGCAGAUCGUGGACUACCUCCUGCGUCAGGAGAAGGUCACCGACAGAAUGGACCACUCCAAGGUGGAGACAGAGACGGUGCUGAGCUUCGUGGAUGACAUCAUCUCUGGUGCCAAGUCCCCCUGUGCCAUGCCAGCCCAAGUGCCUGACAGACUCUCCUCCACCAUCUCCCUCAUCAUCCGCUGCUUGGAGCCCGACACCACCUACAUGUUCACGCUCUGGGGAGUCGACAACACAGGGAGACGUUCCAGGUCAAGUGAUGUGACGGUCAAGACGCCCUGCCCUGUGGUAGAUGAUGUGAAAGCUCAAGAAAUAGCAGACAAGAUCUACAACCUCUUCAACGGCUACACGAGCGGCAAGGAGCAGCAGACAGCCUACAACACUCUGCUGGACCUGGGCUCCCCCAGCCUCCACCGAGUCCUUUACCACUACAACCAGCACUACGAGAGCUUUGGGGAGUUCACCUGGCGCUGUGAAGAUGAGCUGGGGCCCAGGUAG
Prinia subflava (tawny-flanked prinia) is the source of this 4093-nucleotide messenger RNA. It is a transcript of the gene ASTN1, whose product is annotated as astrotactin 1. Lineage: Eukaryota; Metazoa; Chordata; Aves; Passeriformes; Cisticolidae. The coding region runs from base 443 to 4093 and encodes 1216 amino acids. The transcript is spliced from 22 exons. Gene Ontology annotation, molecular function: protein binding. Gene Ontology annotation, biological process: neuron cell-cell adhesion; neuron migration. Gene Ontology annotation, cellular component: membrane; endosome. The record is from RefSeq and is a predicted model, not a curated record.